GGUUUGUAUGUCAGUCAGUUGUUUCCAUCCGCCAAUAUUACAUGGCAAUCGGACAAAAAGUUUUCGGCUCGUCUUAAGGUCCUACUUCGACUGGAUCAAUUUUUUCUCUGCCCUCUACGAUUUAGUGAAACUAGCUUAAAAUGACGCACUUUCACGAAAUAGUGUCUCUAGUCCUAGCUGUUAGCUUAGUUUACUAUGUAGAUUCAGUCAAUGCUGCUCGGAACAACAAAUUUGUGACAUGUGGCUCCGUUCUUAAACUUUACAAUACGGACUACAGAGUAAGGUUGCAUUCGCAUGAUGUCAAAUAUGGAACGGGCUCCGGACAGCAGUCGGUUACUGCCACCGAGGUGCAGGAGGAUGUCAACAGUCACUGGGCUAUCAAGGCUGGAACCGGAAAGCAUUGCGAGCGAGGAGAACCGGUAAAGUGUGGCGACACUAUACGUCUGCACCAUUUGGCAACGAACAAAAAUCUGCACUCGCAUCAUUUCCAGAGCCCGCUUUCAGGAAACCAAGAAAUUUCCGCCUACGGAGACGAACAAGGACUUGGUGACUCCGGUGAUCACUGGAUGGUCGUUUGUACGGGUGAAUUCUGGCAGCGUAACAGUCCGGUGAAGCUGCGGCACCUGGACACCGAUAUGUAUCUGUCGGUUUCCGGUCGAACCUUCGGUCGUCCCAUCAAUGGUCAGAUGGAGGUGGUGGGCGUAUCGAGUCCAUAUUCGGGAACUGACUGGAGUGCUGCGGAAGGACUGUUUAUCCACCAGACGGAAAGCGACAAUGCGCCUAGGCACACUGAGUUGUAAGCGAGUUAUGGGUGGACGAGUUAGGACAAAAUGAGACGAGUGUGAGUGUAUGAAUAUGUGCGAGUAAGCUCUUUAUGACGCAGAACUAAGACUUUGAAACCAAACGAGAAAAGGUAGUGAACCUCCGGGACAUAGAAAUAGCUAAUUUGUUCGCAGUGUAUCAUGAAGUGACGGAAUCUUAAAACGGUAUAGCACUAUGAGUUUGUAAGUUCGCUGCUUUUAGGAUACAUACGAUCAAUAAACUCGACAUUUCUAUCGAACAA
Messenger RNA from Armigeres subalbatus, 1063 nucleotides. RefSeq names its product stromal cell-derived factor 2. The transcript is spliced from 4 exons. Bases 141 to 800 code for a protein of 219 amino acids. The record is from RefSeq and is a predicted model, not a curated record. NCBI's taxonomy places the organism in Eukaryota, Metazoa, Arthropoda, Insecta, Diptera, Culicidae.